Molecule: messenger RNA, 1777 nt
Organism: Sabethes cyaneus
Lineage: Eukaryota; Metazoa; Arthropoda; Insecta; Diptera; Culicidae
Gene: mRpS30
Product: 28S ribosomal protein S30, mitochondrial
Exons: 2
Coding region: 71-1735 (554 amino acids)
Biological process (GO): translation
Cellular component (GO): ribosome; mitochondrion; mitochondrial large ribosomal subunit
Molecular function (GO): structural constituent of ribosome
Source: RefSeq, a predicted model, not a curated record
UCUCCUGCGGUCGCCUCGGGAUAUUGGAAAAAUUAAUAUAAAAAGUGAAUUACCAACAAAAUAAUUAAAAAUGUUCCUGCCUCAUUUACAUCGGAAAGCUGGGUACACGCUUUGCCGUGUUUGUCGACAUUUGUCUACAAGAGCACUAGCAAAACCGGUCGGAGAAUACACCAACCAGCCAGAGUACCCUCCUAUUCAAGAUUUGAGUUUUAAAGAGAAGAAAAAACGUGAAAUUGCUAACUGGCACGAUAAAAUUAAGCAGCUUAGUACCGUGGAGGAAAAAUUGUUUGAAAUCAACAUGCCUAAGUUUUAUGGCUACAAGACUCACCUGAUAACUGAUCAAAAGUUUCCCUAUAAUGUUCUUCCGUUUGCACAAUAUGCCACAAGGACACAUUUUAUCGAAGAUACUUUACCAGAAUCAUACACUAAACUAAGCGAAGAUAGCAAUAAAAUUCUGGAAACUCUUCGUGGAGAAUUAGAAGACAUUAUUGGUUUUGAACAUAGUGUUUAUACGCGACCGGAAAAUAACAUGUCACCCGAGGAACGUGAAGAAAUUGCUUCCUCAUCUCUUCUCAAAGGACUUCACAGAGUAUUGAUCAAUCAUUUAUCUAAUCAGUAUGCUCACUUGAACGAAUUGGAAGAAGAUCUCGAUCCUAGACAUGAGGCUUUUUGGUUCUUAGGAGGUAUUUCGCCUCCAGCUUUGGUUCGAAAGAUUAAAGAAGGUGUCGAAUGGCAAAAACCCUACGCAAACGAUCCAUAUGAUCGAAAAUUGCAGUAUAUCGGCAAGCCUUAUUUAGCAUUACGACACAAACACCCGUUAGAACCAUUGGCUCACGUGAGUCUGGACAGUCUCAAUCUCAAAGAGGAACAAAUUGAAAUUCCUCAGUUUAAAUACGAUCCUAUGACACUAGGCUAUCAAACUGAACAACGUCAUGCCACUACAAUUCCUGGAUUUUGGCCUGGAGAUCUGCACGAGUUCGGAACAAUAUCGUUCCAGCGUCGAAGUCAUGCUUUAUUGCGUCACCAUUACUGCGCUAUAAAUGACAUUCAGGAAGCUCUUCAUUCACAAGCUAUUUUUGCUUCAUACGCUUGGCUGAUUGGGCAGGCAUGCUAUCAAGGGUUUUCGGUGUUUAAUGACCUUACCUAUCCUUUGACUACACAAACUGUUAUUACAAACGGAAAGAAGUGGUCCUUCUAUGCGUAUCAGCUUAAUACAACUUUACUACACUCUGAUCAGGUGGAUGUUAACCCACGUUAUAAUAUGUGUUGGGGAAUGAAGGAAAUGGAGUUGUUUGAACACGUGGAUGAUAGCGGAAAAAUCCAUGGUCUUAACGAAAGCGUCCUUGCUCGACUAAUUGCCUUUUACAUAAACACACCCAAGAUUCGUGAAGGGAUUAAUCUGAAGCCCUAUCUAUGUAAAACGGAAACCAGAAUCGCAAAUAUUGUGGACGAGAACCGGCGUGUUUUCAUGGAGCAUGCAUUCAAACAUCAAGCCUCAAAUCGACCCCGUCAUCGGUUGGUACCGGAAAUAUAUCAAUGGGAGAAGCUUUAUAAAAUAGACAACAAAACACGCCCAAUGGAGCCAAAAAGACGACCAUUCGAGCUAAACAUAAAUAUGUAUAAUCGCCGAAUGGAUGAGCACGCGUUGAAAUACAUCCCGCGUCGUGUGCGUCCAGAUGGUCCCAAGAGCAAGCCGAAAUUCGAAGCUACUUACUAUCCCAACGUGAGACGGUAAUUAAAGGGAUGUUAGUUUUCAAAGCGCAUUUUUUUGCUAAGU